Phyllopteryx taeniolatus (common seadragon) is the source of this 1245-nucleotide messenger RNA. RefSeq names its product gastrula zinc finger protein XlCGF7.1-like. Lineage: Eukaryota; Metazoa; Chordata; Actinopteri; Syngnathiformes; Syngnathidae. Gene Ontology annotation, biological process: regulation of transcription by RNA polymerase II. The coding region runs from base 1 to 750 and encodes 249 amino acids. Gene Ontology annotation, molecular function: DNA-binding transcription factor activity; RNA polymerase II cis-regulatory region sequence-specific DNA binding. The transcript has 2 exons. The record is from RefSeq and is a predicted model, not a curated record.
AUGAAGAUCAAAGUGAGGAAAGACGAGGGGCGGAGCCUCCAAUGUGGGAAAACAUUUGCUUCUAAGAGGAAUUUGAAACAACACAUGAAAACGCACACUGGAGAGAAGCCUUUUGCCUGUGCCGAUUGUGGUCAGAGAUUCUCUCACAAGGAAAGCUUAAAAAGUCACACAAGGACACACACUGGUGAGAAACCUUUUGCCUGCUCAGUUUGUGGUCAAAGAUUCUCUCAUAAGGGAACGUUACAAAGUCACACAAGAACGCACACUGGUGAUAAACCUUGUGCCUGCUCAGUUUGUGGUCAAAGUUUCUCCCGGAAGGGAACCUUAAAAAGUCAAACAAGAACGCACACUGGUGAGAAACCUUUUGCCUGCUCAGUUUGCGGGCAAAGAUUCACUCGGAAGGGACACUUAAAAAGACACACAACAACACACACUCGAGAGAAACCUUUUUCCUGCUCAGAUUGUGGGCAAAGAUUCACUCAGAAGCGAUACUUCAAAAUACACACAAGAACACACACUGGAGAGAAACCUUUUUCCUGCUCACAUUGUGGUCAAACGUUCUCUGAGAAGGGAACCUUAACAAUACACACAAGAACACACACUGGUGAGAAACCUUUUUCGUGCUCAGAUAGCCAGAUUGUUAUUGGAGAAUCUUCUCCAAUAACAAUCUGGCUUGGAAUCCCAAGUCUGUUGGUGGGAAUUGUCGAUGAAAGUUUCAGUCAGUUUCAUCAGUUCAUGCACCAAGGAUGAUUGUAUUUGAUGUACAUUCUUAAAGACAUCCCGUGGACAGGUGUUGAGAAUUAGCACUCAUGCUGAAACACUUGUAGCAAUACAUCUGCCUUGUGUGAUGUGUCUGUAAUUUGUAUGUCAAAUAAGCAAACCAUUUAUUGAAAUAGACGGUGAGGAAACUUGAACUCUUUGGGCCUGCAACUGCAUAUGUGACCAUGAAAUAAAUGACAUAUAUUUUGUAAUGCAAUGUAUUGUAGUGCUCGAUUUGUUUCUAAAUACUUUAAAUACGUUUGAAGGUAAGUGCUGAAAACAUCUGCAAUGACUGAGAACAAUAUAGUACCGUGGCUGCCGAAGGCUGCAACUCGCAACGUGUGCAACUUUGCGUGAAUUAUGGGCGCGACUUCCGGUUUGAGCAGACCGGCACUAUGUUUAAAUGUAACACACCUCUGAUGAUGUAUGAUACUUGUGCUUCAUAAAAAACGUAUGCAUAUAUACAGUACUUACAAUUCAUGCUUA